AUGGAGGGCCUCAACCUGGCAACCAGGGACCAAAUCCAGACAAUGGGGGGGGCUGUUCCAGGCAGCGGGGCACCCCAACCUAGCAACGGGGGGCCCAAGCCAGUUGGUGAGCCACCCCAACCAAACAACGGGGGGUCCCAACUAGGCAAUGGGGGAUCCCCCCCAAGCAACAUCGGACCCCAGCCAGGCAGUGGAGGAGCCAACCCUGGCAAUGGAGGGUCCCCCCCAAGCAUCACUGGGCCCCAGCCAAGCAGUGGAGGAGCCAACCCUGGAAAUGGAGGGCCUCAACCUGGUAACCCAGGACCUAAUCCAGACAAUGGGGGGCUUGUGCCAGGCAUCGGGGCACCCCAACCUAGCAACUGGGGCCGAAACCAGGUAAUGGGGGGCCCGAGCCAGGCAACGGACGGCCAAAACCGGGCAACUGUGGACCUCAACCAGGUAGCGGAGCGCCCGAAGCAGGCAAGGCAAAGUGCAAAGUAA
Messenger RNA from Amborella trichopoda, 480 nucleotides. The record is from RefSeq and is a predicted model, not a curated record. Lineage: Eukaryota; Viridiplantae; Streptophyta; Magnoliopsida; Amborellales; Amborellaceae.